This is a messenger RNA of Brachypodium distachyon (stiff brome), 1886 nucleotides long. RefSeq names its product serine/threonine-protein kinase RIO1. NCBI's taxonomy places the organism in Eukaryota, Viridiplantae, Streptophyta, Magnoliopsida, Poales, Poaceae. The coding region runs from base 5 to 1582 and encodes 525 amino acids. Gene Ontology annotation, molecular function: protein serine/threonine kinase activity; ATP binding. The transcript is spliced from 11 exons. Gene Ontology annotation, biological process: protein phosphorylation. The record is from RefSeq and is a predicted model, not a curated record.
CUCCAUGCCCUCCACGUGCACGAACACAACCAUGGCCGCCGCCGCACCGUCGCCAUGCUCCCGCUUUGCCGACGCCGAGGAGAAACCACCAGCAGCAGCAUCUGUCCAGGAGGAGCAGGAUGAUGACGAGGAGGAUCGGUCCGACUCCGACUCCGACGUCGGCGAUGCCCUGGACUGGCUCGACGCCGCGGAGGGCCGUCCUUCCGCAGCCUUCUCGUCUGCAUCGGCCGCGCGGAGGCCCAACGCGCACGGCGGCGUCCUCUCCCGCAACACCCUCCAGCCGCUCUCCAACCGCACCCAGAAGCUCGCCUCGCGCUGCCGCGCCGACCCCUUGGAGGAGUGGGAAGGUAGACCGGACGUGGGGAUGUCGAAUUCAGUGACGACCGCGAUCAGGGAUUGCAUAAGAGAUUCUGCAAUUGGGAAAACACGCAACACCGGGAAGGCUGAUCGUGCUACAGUUGAACAGGCUAUUGACCCAAGGACACGCAUGGUUUUGUUUAAGAUGUUAAAUCGCGGUGUUUUUUAUAAUAUAAAUGGUUGUAUUUCUACGGGAAAAGAGGCAAAUGUAUAUCAUGCAACAAAGACAGAUGGCCAGGAGUUUGCAAUCAAAGUCUAUAAAACUUCUGUACUUGUUUUUAAGGAUAGAGACCGAUAUGUUCAGGGAGACUAUCGUUUCAGACAUGGUUACUGCAAGCAUAACCCUCGGAAAAUGGUAAAGACCUGGGCUGAAAAGGAAAUGCGAAAUCUUUUUCGAGUUAAAGAAGCUGGAAUUCGAUGCCCAUCGCCGUCGCACUUGAGGCUUCAUGUUUUGGUGAUGGAGUUUAUAGGAAAAGGAGGUCGGGCUGCUCCUCAUCUUAAGGAUGCUGCCUUAUCGGAUGACAAGUUGCGCAAAAGUUACUUUGAGAUAAUUACGACGAUGAGGACACUCUACCAAAAGUGCAAGCUUGUCCAUGGUGAUUUGAGUGAAUAUAACAUUCUUUAUUUUGAGGGACACUUGUACAUCAUUGAUGUUUCACAAUCUGUCGACCUCGAUCAUCCUUCAGCAUUGGUCUUCUUGAAGGAAGAUUGCCUGCAUGUUACUGACUUCUUUGAAAGACGAGGUGUCACUGUCAUGACAGUAUCAAAGCUAUUUAAUUUCGUGGUUGAUCAAAACAUUGCUGAUGAAGAUGUUGAUGAUUACCUGGAAAAGACAUUGGAUUACAUGAAGCAAUGCGAGGCAGAUAUUGUCAACAUGUCAAUGAUGCAACGCCCAUCCUUUGUUUAUGAACCAACAGCAGAUGAACUUUAUGACCAACCGCUGUUAGGAUUUGUGCGUACUAAAAAGAAGCCUGCUAAAAAACAGCAAGAACGAUCGGCACAAAAUAUAGUAGAAGAACCCCUGAAUAUACUGGAAGAACCCCUGGAUAUACUGGAAGAAUCCCUGGAUAUACUGGAAGAACCCUUGGAGAACAAGGAAAGUAAGGCUGCUCGGAAGGAACACAAGAAGAAAGUGAAGGAAGAAAAGAGGGAAAUUCGCAAGACAAAGAUCCCAAAGGCUGACAAGAAGAGGAAGAAAAUGGGGAAAGCCAAGUGCAAGCGGUAGUGGAUUACUCCAGGCAAUGAGUCCCAGGCAAUCAAUGAUUACAACCAGCGUUCCAGUUAGUUCUUGAAUGAAAACACGAGAUGGUCUUAACGAGGGAGUUUAGUCUGCAAGGGCCUUGGAUUUACAUUUCGCUGUACCAUUUUUGUCAGUUCUACUUAGAGUAUCAGUAGAUUAGUUAAUCCGCACCUAUAAAAGAUCUUUUCAGUUGUGAACACCUGAUGCGGCCGAAAUUAUACUGUAACCUAUCCCAGAUGUUGUUUACGGCUGCUGUUUAAUGCUUCAUAGUCGGUGCAUCUAGUGUCAA